CGAGGGUUAACGAGCCGACUUGUUUGGAAGGUACGAUCCACAGGAUGUAAAUAGCUGUUUGGAAUAUAUCUAAAUCAGUUGCAGACUGUUUUCCCCAUCGAGCCUGCAGCGGGUGAAAAGAAAAAAAAAACCCGAGGGUGAUUGAGCUUCAUUCAACGAGCUGAAAGGAAAAAAAUCACUGAAAGGACUCGAAACUUCAUCGAUCAGAUCAUAUCAGAUGAUCAAGCUGAAUAAGUGGAGUGAACCAUACUGUGACCGGAUAUUUUGCAGAAUAUAAGAACUAUAGGAACAGAAACAGCAUAACAAAGUGGUGUCAGGUUGCUUUUUGAGUUCUGCAGUUGUUAAGGUGAGAGAAUUUUAUGCUGGAAGAGACAGGGCUUUUCGAUCGUAAUGAGAAGAGACAUGCAGUCCUGACUCGGCCCAAUUUGAUAUCCAUUCCUUUCAUUUCGUAUGUUACGAUAUAAAUUUCUUAAAGUUUACGUAUGCGGACUCUUUCGGAUUUGUCACUUAACCAGCAUUCUCCAGAUUUAACCAGUUUUCAACGUGAAAUCAUUCCUAAAUUUCCUGUUAACUGACACAAAUUCUGCAAAAUUGUAAUUAUCGAAAUUGCCUUAUCAUGACAUAAUUUCUUGACCCUAGCACUUUCUCCACGUCAUUUGACAGUUUACAUAAGCAAUUAAAGAAAAAUAUUUUAUUUAAGCCCCACACUGCUCUAAAAAAAGCCAUAGUCCCACAAGUUAUGCAUCGUUUUCGCUAGUGUUUUCUUUAUUUAACAACUGUGACCAUAAGGAAGUAGGAGGCAGUACGGAAAUCUUGUCGUCUUCAAAUUUCUUGGAGUGGAUUAUAUGACCGAAGUGAUCAUCAUGUUUUCUUCUAUUGUAUUCGAUUCAGUUCAUCUGUUUUGAACGUCAAUAGACUAAAUAUUCGUAUCCAUUUUAAAUGGCAUUUAUUUUGCACUUAUCUGAAUAUUUUGCAAAUUUUCAAGUUGCUUUAAUUCUCAAUUGUUAAUGUUUCUUUAUAAUGUGGUCCGGCUGGUAUGUGGUUCGCGACUUCUUACAUUUUUGAAUUUUCAUUAUGCCUUUUAAUGUCGUGCAGUGAGGUUUUUAUCCGUAUGAUAUUUAUUCUUCUUCCUUUCAGAUUGUUUUGAUAGAUACUUGACAAACAAAAAUUAACACUUUCGAAAGUGACGAUAAUUAAAAAAAAUAAUUAUUUUAUCAUAUCAUACGAUAACUUAUACAUGUAUAUCAUAUUAUAAACUGCAGCAGGCCAUCAUGGAAAUCAGCUUUAAGGUGAACUGCACUAGCCUAUUUAAUCCUUAACACCCUUACAUCAGUAUGCAUAUUCUCCAUACUGUUCUCUAUACAUUUUCUAAGGUGCUGACAAGGGGAAUUUGUCCAUCAAUCAAGAGCUUCUUUAGUUUGUGAUUAUUUCUUUUAUUUUUGUGCAUGACCUUAAUGUGUGAUUCAGGGGUGAUAUUGUAAGAAGAAGUCAGAUGCUAGUUACUCUGACUUUUACCAUGACAUGUAUGUUUUUAUUGUUAGAUUGUUACAAAAAUAGUUAUGAUUAUUAUACAUUGAACUUCCUGUUUCUUUUCUGACUCAAUCAAUAAAUCAAUUGUUUAUUUACCCACAUAGUGUCUGGUGAGCUGGAAAGCUCAUUCAAAAUAGGUAUGUGCUAAUAUAGAAUAGCCUUAAAACAAACAGAAUUAAAAACAUAUUAUAUAUGUAUUAAACAACAUAAAAAUUUUUCAUAAAAAACAGAACAUGUACAACUAUAAAUGUCACUAUAUUAGGAUUAAGAUGACUAAAAAUUCUGUAAAUAAGAAUGGAAUGGAUAACAGCUGAUUUUAGUUUAAAAAAAAAAGAUGGAAUUAAAAUGAUUUAUUCUAAGUCAAUGUCACAAACUUUUUUUUUGUUCAAAGUGUAAUAAAACAAUCAUUAGAUUCAGUUUUUGUGAUAUCCAGUAUUUUCUCGGUAAGGGUUAUGAGCUGAAGCCAAAGGCUGAGGCUGAUUACCCCUACCUCCACCUUGAUUGUUCUUGAUAUCACAAAAAUGUCAUCCAAUAAUUGUUUAUAAUUGCACUGUUACUAAAAAUGCAUUCAAAUCAUUUGUUUUUUUUUUUUUUUGUUCUCUCAGAAUCUUUCAGCAACUGGAAUAUGCCUGUACCCGCAUGGCUGAAGCUAUGUCGACCCACAAUAGAGCCAGUGAUCUUCCUUUAUGCAUAUGGUCUUUUUAUGCAUAUGCCAGUCAUUCAGCAAUAUGUGUACAAACGUGUUAGUGUUGCCAAGAAUUUCCCUUAUUCAUCCUCAACAAAGGAGAGAUGCCAAAACCAAACACUAAAUACAACUCUCAAAGAACUGGAAAAGGAGGUAAUGUGAUACAAAAUAAUUAAGACAAAUUUUUAUUUUAAAAAUACUUCAUUUGACUCUGCUCAAGUGAUAUGUGUUCAUUUAAUUUAGGAACUUGUUGCAUUAUCAGUAAUAGAUGGUGUGGAAAAUUUUUUUGUGCGAGAAAGUAAACAUUGCAAUUUUUAGAUUAUCAUAACUAUAAUAAUAUUUUCACCCUUUAACUGUCAAGAUCUGAUUGUUAAUUGAUGCCCCUCUAACUGCUACACAAUUCUUUGUCAAUUAGCUAAUAUGAGAAUUUGGUGUCAGAUCAAGAUAACAACUUUUCAAUGAUAAGUUUGAAUGUUCUCAUUGCCUGUUUGCUGAGUAAUAUUUGAAUAUUAUGGGGGGAAAUUACAUAUUAAUCACUCCUUGGAAUUAAAGCUAUAAAGAUUUUGUCUUUAGGUUCAGGCUUUGUCCUCCUACAUCCAUUUGGGAGUAGUCAUGUUUGCAUCAAUCCCCUCUAUUUUCACCGCCCUCUUCAUUGGAGCCUGGACCGACACAGUGGGGCGUCGACCUGCAUUAGCCCUCCCUGCUAUUGGAAGCACCCUUGAAGCCUUAGUUGUAAUCCUUACCAUGUACUUUGAAUGGCCAAUUUAUGUUUUGUUUGUGGGAAGUGCCAUCAGUGGCAUGUGUGGUUUCUUCACAACAAUGGUGCUUGCAGUUAUGUCCUAUAUAGCUGACACUACUGAUGAAUCAGACAGGAGCUUCCGGUUAGGUAAGUGUCUUAAAAGACCUUGGAGUUAUCUCUUUUGCCUUGGAUCCCAUUUGGGGGAAGGAAUAUUUGGUAAAUUUUUGCUUAGUAUUUGCCACAGGCCUCUCAUAUUCCCUUUCCCAUAAUAGUUUUUUUUGUGGCCAAUUACGAACCCCAUCUUACUUGAUCACUUUUGGGCAUCUAAAUUGUGUGCAAAAAUUCUUAUGCUGGUGAAUGAAGAAAGUUGAACAAAAUGUUCCCAUUUUUUAAAUCCUUCUCGUAAAUUUCGCUAAAUUUUAAACCUCGCAUGCCUGAGCCCGCGUUGUUGACCGCAUACCUGUGACUUAGCAUUUCGUUAUUCAGCUCUGCUACCCCAAGGGGGUUAACCUUUUUCUUAUUUUUUUCUCUCCCACAGCCAUUAUGGAGUUGCUUGUGUUCAUUGGUGGAAUGAUCAGUCAACUCACCAGUGGCCUUUGGAUAGAAAAGUUCGGUUUUGUGGCUCCGUACUGGUUUAUAUUUGGCUGUCUCCUCGCUUCAGUCUUUUAUGUGAUUUUCUUCGUUCCAGAAUCAAGGCCCUCUACCUCCAAGGAUGGCAUGAUCCGGAGACUGUUCCGUUUGACAAGCGUGAAACGGGUGUGGUACGUGUACAAGUUUCCGAGAAAUGGGACGAGAAGAAAUCUGAUAAUUUUCACAUUGUCUACUGGGGUGGUAGUUCUAACCAUUCUUGGUAUAAGUGGAGUGACUGUGCUGUUUUUGCUCCACAGUCCGCUUUGUUUUUCGGCAGAAAAGGUUGGGUAUUUCUCAGCUUUCCGUUACUUAAUAAACGGAAUUGGUGCAGUCCUUGGUAUAAAGCUGUUAGGAAAGUGUUUUAGUGAGAUCAACAUUGCCAGAAUUGGGAUCAUCUCUCUCGCAUCAGGGUUGUUAGUGUUUGGGUUUUCAAGGAAGGAGUCGUUGGUGUUUUUGUGUAAGUACCUCUCAUCCUAUAAAACAUUUAAAAAUAAUUAUUUAAUUAUUACUUGCAAAAGCAUCACACUCGACAUUCCUAUCCUAGCGGUAUACAGGAGGCUUGUCACCAUGGAUUUAGUCAACCCUUUAACUCCCAUGAGUGACCAAGACAGAAUUUCUCCCUACAAUAUCAAUACAAUAUUAAGCAGACAAGUGAUGCGAAUAAAGAAAAAUAUCAAUUAUGGGAUUGCUAAUUGAUCUGAUACCAAAUUCUCCAACCAACAUAACGAGAAUCGUUUGGCAGACAGUAAGGAGAAUUACUAAUGAGAUCUUGGGAGUUAAAGGGUUAAACGGCCGAGCCUACCUCGAGUCUUCUAUAACUUAGUAGGAGAGCGUCCGAAGUACUGAUCUGAAUGUCGUAGGUUAGAUUCCUAUUUGGAGUACUCGGAUUUCUUUUUCUCCGAGUAUGCCUGUGCGAUUCACUAAAUAGCAUCAUCUUUCAAAGGAUAAACUGUCAUCGCUUUCGCAUGCGAUUGUGCAUACUUAAUAAGAGGGCACUUUUUUUCUUGUAGUUCCCCGUCUUCAUUUCAUGCGCGUUGUAGGCCAAAAAAGAGAGGUUACUGUUAUGAAGUGUCUCAUGAUUUCCUCUCUGGGGCGCGAAAACUGGCGAGUUUUCGCGCGAGAAUCAGGGCGAGAAAUAAGUUAGGGCGUUUCCCCGACAACAAAAUUUGCCGUUUGUUAUUCACCCACUCUUUCAGCCGCUUCCAAUGGCUGAGGGCCUGGAACAGGCUACAUUUAUAUAAAUCUUAAUGUUUCUGUUUCAAAUUCCCACCUGUGAGCCUUUUUUGUGUGGAUUUUCAAUAGCAAAUUUGUAUUUGUAUCAUUAGCUCCGAUUGCUGGUAUAUUUUCCGGAGCUGUUUCCCCCAUUUUCCGUGGAAUGAUGUCAAGAAGUGUGGGCGAGAAUGAGCAAGGUUAGAAAUCGAAUGCGCACCGUAAACCAUUCUUAUUUUUCAUAUUACUAGAGCACUACUCGAUUGAGUAUCGUAGAACCAAACCCAAAAGUUAUCACAACGGCGUAUGAGGAGAAAGGAAAGUACCCUUAAAAACCCCCCACAAAAAAAAAAAAAAAAUAAAAAACAACCAAACUGCCUCAAACGCGGGAAAACGCGGGCGACCAAAAAUGGCGCGAGAUUUUUUUGACCAAUCACAGAGCGAAGUAAAGCAAAACCGAUGCAACCUCGGAUUUCUUUCGACAGUCAAUUGAAAAUUGCUCUUUAAUGGUACCAAGCUAUUGGCUUAUAUUGUGGCACAUCGGCAUACAAGUGAAACUAUUAAUUAACUAGAGGCUGCCAAAAGUAGUGAAUCAACCAAAACAUUUCUUCUUUUUUAGGAGCUCUAUUUUCAGCUACAGCGUCAUUGGAAACCUUGUGUAAUUUUAUUGGUGCUUUCAUCUUCAACUCCAUGUACCCGGCAUCGUUAAAACAUGACUUUCCAGGAUUUGUGUUCUUUCUGGGAGCUUUGCUGUUGAUCAUACCGUUAUUAUUCACCUGGUAAGUUUAAACACAAAUACACGAAUGCUCUGUAGAAAUCUGUUGCAAACUUGAAAGAAAGCAUCGCCUGUGCUUUCGGCUUUCAUAUGGAUUUUUCACCAUUCACUUGUUGCUUAGGUUCCUUCCGACCCCUUCCUUUUGUUAUGUAGUUCUUGGCAUGUUAUCCUAAAGGGAAAUCGCUAGAAAAUAGGGUACAAAAGUAAGUAAUUACAACGGCCGGUAAGAAAAUAAAUGAUUCUUACUAAGAGCAAAUGAAAACUCAAAGUCAGAGCAAAGUAAAACAAGAAAACUGCCCAAAGCGCGCGAAAACACGAGUGAUCAGCGUGCCAUUUGCUAUCGUUUUGGAUCUGAUUGGUUGAGAGGAUGACACAAUGAUGGAAGUGACUUAAGGCGAAACCAAUGCAAUGCUGGCUAACUUUUGACACACAGUUGUAAAAUUAGUCUGCAAUAAGGAACCAAGAAGAACUACAAGUGUAAAAAGAACUAAUUUUCCUGGAGUGCGUGAAAAGUCGCGAGACCAAGUCGAAACUCCUUUUAGAUCAGUGUUCAGUGUCAAAAGUAGUCUGGGAUUUGAUUGGUUUUGCUGUUCUUCGCUCAGUGAUACGACCGACCAGAUAUGAUCUUUUUGACGCGCACAAAGCGGUGUGCUUGUAGCUUCUUGGAGUUCUUGUUUACCUCUUGGGAUGGUAAACUUUAUCUCAGGCUACUAUUGAGAUAAAUUAAUAAAGGGGGUAAAUUACAACAGGGUAAUUUAGUAUUACCAACUGAGGUGAUAACGUAAAUUAGUCGCCGUAAAGAGUUUUGGAGCUGACGUUUCGAGCGUUAGACCUUCGUCAUUCGUUUUGGUUUUACAACAAUGCAUCAAAAUGCGCCUUAUCCCAGUUUAGAUCAUCAAAGAAUUCAACAGACUAAUCGUUUUGGGAACUUCAUGUACACUUAUAGAGCGCUUUUCGAGCUUGUGUCAUGAAACCAGAAACCAAAGAAACAACACCCCAAUCAGAAGAAAGGUAGCUAUCCGCACGAAAAGCCAAUGAGAAGUAAAAAGCGAAUUCAAGCUAACUGCUGCAAGCGCGGGAAAGCGCGAGUAAUCAAGUCACGAUUGUUUGAAGUUUAGCAUUUGAUUGGUUGAGAGGGCGUGCGAACUUUCUUGACCAAUCACAGUGCAAUUGCUGUUUGCUUUUGAAGCUUUGUUUAUAAUUUCACAAACGGUGACAACUGAACGAGUAGUUUGCCCAACCGCUAAACAGUCAAACAUACUCUCGUCCUUUUAUCGCUGCUUUAACUCUAAUCGGCACGCAACCUUCUUCUGCUUAUUUUUGCAGCUGCUUGAAGAAUCCUGCAAGCUUCCUGUCAAAGAGAGAUUUAAUUAAAUCUAGCGAGCAGGAUGACAUGGAAAACAGUUUGAUAUCAGGCGCUAGAAGUAUAUCAAGUGAAUCUGAGGGGUCACCUCAGCCUAGCCCUACAGUGGGCAGAGGAUAUGAGGCGGUAGCAUGAAAACAAAAGCUGAUCUUUGAUGGAAAUUAGAGUUCUGAUGGAAAAAAAGGUCGACAUGUACAUUUAUGAUUCAUAAAAUAUUUUUGCUCGCGCGCGACUAAUCUAAGCGCAUCACAAUGACCAAACAUUCUCCAACAAAAACUGGGGGAUAUUUGAGGAUAUCACCCAAGUGAUAUUCCUCAUUUUUCAAACCAUACAUCCACUGAGAUAAGUCGUAAUUCAAGGUGAGAGAACGUUUUUUGGCUGUUACAGAAGAAGGGGCGCGCGUUGCAAAAUAUUUGAAGGACAAUUAUCACAAGAGUCUCUAUUUUGCGCGAAGAUAUGAUUGUAUAUUUGUCCUUGGACACUAUCUGUUCCUUGAAGCUCAAGGUUUAUCUUGGGGCUUCGUUCUCAGAAAACUGUUCGCAUCUUAAUUGGAGCAGAUUAAGUCCGCGGGCAAACAUCCGCGCACAUUUCCGCGACAAAUAGAGGUUAUUGUUUUUAUUUUCAUUUCUGAUUCAAACUAAAACUUAGGUUAAUAUUUGGUGAAGAGUAUCAUUAAGAAAUGUGAAAAAAAGUGGUAGGUUUUUAUCGGGAUAAACUCACGUGAGAAAAGCUUGUAAAUCACAUGUCGAUGUAGUCUUCUAGGUGUUCCGAUAGUUGCGGAAGAGCGGAAAAAACGAGAGAGGCGUGGGUCGGGUCGCGUUUAUCAGACAAACCAACCCAAACCUCCCUUUGCUUUUUCACUCCCCUUCCACAAUCGUGCUGUUAACUAUCGAGCUUCGUUUUACAAUUGGACGCCUGGAACAGGCCAGUAAAUCAUGAGUCGAUAAGGAAAAAAUCUUAUUUCCUCUAAAAGGGAUAUAUAUUCAAAUAGCAAUCCUCUUUGGAGAUGUUUUCGUCAUCUUAGCGGAAGUUUAUUGUUCGGUGAAAACCAUAUUGAUUAAUGAGAUCAUGCAUACCAUUGUAGUGCAGUGCACAGUUCUGCUUUCAAAUCAUUCACCAAGGGCUCGUGUGUGAAUAUCUGGCAGCAUGGCUGUGCAUUGUCAUCUGGAGUAACUUACUAGCAGAAUUUGUCCGAAAUGUAUUUCACCCUUUAUUAAGGUAAUAUAACGAGUCUACACUUAUUACACUGAAAAUGUAACUUUCAUAUAUUGUAAUGAUUAUUUAUGAAGAAAAAAUUGCAUUGAAACAAGAUAUAAAUUU
Molecule: messenger RNA, 8251 nt
Organism: Pocillopora meandrina
Lineage: Eukaryota; Metazoa; Cnidaria; Anthozoa; Scleractinia; Pocilloporidae
Source: the annotation of a GenBank genome assembly